Molecule: messenger RNA, 297 nt
Organism: Cooperia oncophora
Lineage: Eukaryota; Metazoa; Nematoda; Chromadorea; Rhabditida; Trichostrongylidae
Source: the annotation of a GenBank genome assembly
AUGUUAUUCCAGGUCGUCAAUUCACCGCAACCUGUCAUAGUUGAUUUUCACGCUGACUGGUGCGGCCCCUGCAGAACGCUUGGUCCUCGACUUGAGGAAAAGGUGUAUGGACGAAAUGGUGCUGUAUUAAUGGCGAAGAUCAAUGUGGAUCAAGCUGGUGAACUUGCAAUGGAUUACGGUAUAACUGCAGUGCCCACAGUGAUGUCAUUCAAAAAUGGAGAGCGUAUAGGAAUGUUCACCGGUGUCAUCGAUGACGAACAAAUUGACGAUUUCAUCGAUGAUGCUAUAAAUCAAUAG